This is a messenger RNA of Gossypium raimondii (Peruvian cotton), 1080 nucleotides long. RefSeq names its product 40S ribosomal protein S3a. NCBI's taxonomy places the organism in Eukaryota, Viridiplantae, Streptophyta, Magnoliopsida, Malvales, Malvaceae. Gene Ontology annotation, cellular component: cytosol; ribosome. Gene Ontology annotation, biological process: translation. The record is from RefSeq and is a predicted model, not a curated record. Gene Ontology annotation, molecular function: structural constituent of ribosome. Bases 151 to 939 code for a protein of 262 amino acids. The transcript is spliced from 7 exons.
GAACCCAACCCUUUGGAUUCAUAAAAGCAAUCCAUCAAAAUGAGUUAUAUAAGCUAAGAUAACGAAAAAUAGGGUUUUGAAAUCUUUCCCAGGUUUACCAGCAGUCUGCUCUCUUUCUCCUUUGUAGCUAACCAGCAGAGAGCUUCAACCAUGGCCGUCGGGAAGAACAAGAGGAUUUCCAAGGGAAAGAAGGGAGGAAAGAAGAAGGCAGCUGAUCCAUUUGCUAAGAAAGAUUGGUAUGAUAUCAAGGCUCCAUCAGUUUUUACUUCCAGAAAUGUGGGGAAGACUCUCGUUACCCGUACUCAGGGUACCAAGAUUGCUUCAGAAGGACUCAAACACCGUGUGUUUGAGGUUUCACUGGCUGAUCUUCAAGGCGGUGAUGAGGAUCAUGCUUACAGAAAGAUUCGUUUGAGAGCUGAAGAUGUUCAAGGAAAGAAUGUUUUGACCAACUUCUGGGGAAUGAAUUUUACAACUGACAAACUGAGGUCAUUGGUUCGGAAAUGGCAAACAUUAAUAGAAGCUCACGUGGAUGUGAAGACAACUGAUAAUUACACUCUGAGAAUGUUCUGCAUUGGUUUCACCAAGAGGCGCCCAAACCAGGUUAAGAGGACAUGUUAUGCACAAUCCAGCCAGAUUAGACAGAUACGCCGAAAGAUGAGGGAGAUAAUGACUGCUCAGGCUACAUCGUGCGAUUUGAAGGAAUUGGUUCAAAAGUUCAUCCCGGAGAUGAUUGGAAAAGAAAUCGAGAAGGCAACAUCUAGCAUCUAUCCAUUGCAGAAUGUGUUCAUCCGCAAAGUCAAAAUUUUGAAGGCUCCAAAGUUUGAUCUUGGGAAGUUAAUGGAGGUUCAUGGUGAUUACUCUGAAGAUGUUGGUGUGAAAAUAGAGAGGCCUGCGGAUGAAACCAUGGCUGAACCUACCCCUGAGGUUAUUGGAGCUUAAAUCAAGAUUUCUUGAAUUUUAUCCUUGUUUCUUCGUACUAAAAAUUUCUGUCGGUCAUUUUCAUUUUGUUGGAAGCUUGAGUUGAACUUGUUCUUGGUUACCCUUUUUCUUAUUUAAUCAAAUUUUAAAUUAUUUUGUUAA